AUGAAAAGCCUGCAAUAUAAUUAUGAUACUUUUAUGGAUCCUAAUCUCAUUCCAGGUCCUAAAGAUAUUACUGAUGACAUUGGCUUAUUUCGCCUAGUUAUUAAGGAAGAAUUAAGUGGUCAAUACCCUUACCACAAAAAGACAACUCAUGAUCCUUCUGUUCUUAAGUAUGAAUGUCCAAUUUUUGGUUGCAAAGCAUGUGUUAAAUAUCAAGUUCUUGAUACAGAUGUUCACUUCAUUCUCCUCAUAUGUACACAUCAUCAAUUCUACAUGAAUAUCUCCGAAGAUACUUUUCCCAUGGCCGCUCUCAGUACGAAGGAUUACUCCAUGCAUUCCACGAACUUGGGAUUCCUUAUUUAG
Molecule: messenger RNA, 360 nt
Organism: Trichomonas vaginalis G3
Lineage: Eukaryota; Parabasalia; Trichomonadida; Trichomonadidae
Exons: 1
Coding region: 1-360 (119 amino acids)
Source: RefSeq, a predicted model, not a curated record